This is a messenger RNA of Odontomachus brunneus, 4626 nucleotides long. RefSeq names its product aminopeptidase N-like. Gene Ontology annotation, cellular component: cytoplasm. The transcript has 12 exons. NCBI's taxonomy places the organism in Eukaryota, Metazoa, Arthropoda, Insecta, Hymenoptera, Formicidae. Gene Ontology annotation, biological process: proteolysis; peptide catabolic process. Gene Ontology annotation, molecular function: peptide binding; metalloaminopeptidase activity; zinc ion binding. The record is from RefSeq and is a predicted model, not a curated record. The coding region runs from base 1711 to 4413 and encodes 900 amino acids.
GUGUGUGUGUGUGUGUGUGUGUUGCGUAUAUGUAUUGUGCAGUGGCGAGCUUGACGUAACGAAUUUAUGUAGGAUAAGCGAUGAGCGAUCGCACACACAGUAACACGAGCUGGUCAACACGAGAAACACGCUGACGAUGUGUCCGUACUUUAUCGCCGGACGUGUCACAGCAAGAGAGAGAGUACCACUUGACGUGCAAUCGCAUAAUUAUUUGAGUAAUUGUUUCGAGUCGUUAAUCAUGAUUCUGCCUAUGAUUGAUCGUAUCUGUCAGGCUGUGCGAAUCUGGUAGUCUAUCAUGUGUGAGUGUGUCUGCGAUGUAUGUGAGAGUGUGUAUGUGCCUUUAUGUGUGUGUGUAUUUUGUAUGCGUGUGGGAGCCUUUGUAAUUUGUACGAAAGUGAAUGAACUAAACGCGGCCAAGUAAAGUGUAACAAAACACGUAAACCGAUCGCGUAUAUUAUACAUAUAUAAAUAUAUACAUACAAAGGAGCUUUGUCGAAUAUAUAACGUACGACGAUUGUAUCGAGAGGAUAUAACGGAGGAAAAAAACAUGCGGUAACGUGUCGCACGCGAACACACAUUUUGUAUGUGCAUUGCGAGGAGGUGGUAUAUAUAAGAUUUUCUCUUUUUGUUAAGUAUCAUUGAAUUUAUUGUAAUGAUAUACUCUUAAGUAACGAUCACGUAAUUAUUGCUUAGAGAGAGUGUUAUUUAUUUUUAUUUGUUGCGAAUUUAUCGAUUGCCUUCCAUUUGAGUAAAAAUAAAUAAAUACAAAGUUAUUUGCUCUCUUGAUAAUAUCGAAUCGCCUACGCUGCUCAUUUCACUAUCGAAGAAUCUUUAAAGAAGUUAUCUUUAGCGAAAAUGACGUUAACUGUUUCUUUUUUUUGUCGAAGUGCAACAAUAUUCGGUGUAACGAUUCUUCGUAUCAACAACCGGUGCAGACAUAGUUAUCAUACCUAAAAUUUAAAGUUGACAUCUGUGAAUUCAAUGAACUCAUAACUCACAUCUCAUAUAAUUUUCGCAAAAAAAAAAACAGUUUUAAAAAAUACAUGUUUUUUCAAAAGUUUUUGUAGAUUUACAAUAUGGAAAGUUCAUAAAAAUUUUUAGAAUAUAAGAAAUUAUAUUUACUGAGAAAAAUGUUUUAACAACAAAUUAUUUAAAUACGAGACUCUGUAGCGAUUUAAAAUAUUUCCGAACACGAUUGUCUUCUUUACUGCCUUAUCGUAGUUUUGUUAUUACAAUUGUACUCGUUUAUAAUUUAUAUAUACGCUGAGAAAAAAAACAGUUGCACAGACAAAAUCGACAUUUACCAGCCAUCAAAGAAAUAUUGUAUUUAUUGAACAAAUUACGCAUUAGCGCAACUAUAAGUUGAGUUGAUAUAGUUACUGACCAAAUCACAAUCGUUGAGUCUAUUAAUAAUUCAUCGUAACAAUUUGAACAUAAUUUGUUUAAUCGACUAAACGUUUGCUUGAACGAAUUUCCUUUAUUCAAGCAAACUCUUAUUAAAUCAAUCACUUCUUUCAGUGUACAUCAGAACUUUCACCGAUAUAUAAUAUGCCGCAAUAACUUCUUAUAUACGAGACCAUACUGGUUUCGAUUUAUUAUCCCCAACACUUUGAGCUUAUAUAAAAGCGCCAGAUAUCAAUAUUGUCAUUAGUUUGCGGUAAUUCCUUGAAAAGCGAAAGAGGAAACGUAUGCAUAGAUAUUGAUAUAAAAAUGAAAACGAUAAGUUUAAAGUUACUACUAAGUAUCGCUCUGAUAUUUACUGUAGUGAGGGAAAUUUAUGUUUCUGACAUUAUUAUCACUGAUACGGAUGUGGGAAACUGCACAUUUGCUUCACCCGAAGAUUCUUUACCAUUCAAUAUAAUGGAACUAAAGGAUUAUAACAUUCUAUUCACUGUUGAUUACAAUUACCGCUAUACUACGUCCGAAAUAUUUGUUCAAAUUUAUCAGGAAACGAAAACUAUACGUCUACACGCUCACAAAUUAAAGCGUAUAAUGUUCGAUCAGAUAUUUCUCACAAAAGUAGCGGAAGAACAGAAAGUACAUUCUCCCGUGAAAUAUCGUUAUUGUAAAAUAUCACAGAUGUUAGACUUGUAUUUUAAAGAUACUAUAUUGCCUGCAUCUUAUCGUCUAGAGCUGAAUUUUGCCGUGCCUAUUACCAUCCAUGGUUAUAAAAAUUAUACUCGGCAUACGGCCUUCAAUUUGACAAAACAUGAAAGGUGGUCUUACACGAAUCUAUUUGAAUCGAUCGCUGCUCGAGGAAUGUUUCCAUGCUGGGACGAACCAGGAAUAAGGGCAACUUUCAAUAUUUCUGUCAUUUGUCCUAAAGAAUACACGGUCUUGUCAAAUAUGCCAGUACAAGCGAACUGGUCAAUGAAGUAUGAUGAAGGUCUAUGGACACGUUUUAUGCCUAGCUCUCUGAUAACUGCUUCUGAAGUGACAAUUGUUGUGAUUGAUAACAAUAUAUUUCGUCAUUUUAAUACUGUGAUGGAUUCCGUAUGGUACUAUCCAGAAUCGUCGAACAAUUUGAGCUUCGCCCUUUCUACAAUUAUUGAUGUAAGAUUGUCCUUGGUCAAAUACACAGAACUGAGUAUAAUACUGGCAAUACAGCACAUCAUGAUUCCUAGUCCACUGAAAGUAGUAGGGUCGCCUGGAUUCAUUAUUUACAGAGAACGUGAUGUUAGCUACCUUGAAGGGUCAGAUUUCGUUGGUGUCAAAAUAAAUGUCGCACAAUUAAUCGCGAAUCAAGUUGCACAUCAAUGGUUCCGUAGAAAUGUCACCCACUUAAUCCCGUUUGACUGGUGGAUAAGAGAAUCUUUUGCGACGUACUUCAGUUAUUUCUUUUCACUUAAGCAUGAUAUAAACAUACAAUUAGAAGAACUUUUCGUAGUUCAAAUUCUACAACCUGUACUCCAUUGUCAUGACAUUACUUUACAAAUGAAUUCCGUAGCACAUGUUAUCCAUGACAUUAUCCACGAUAAUGAGAUUGAUACAGUUCUUUACUCUCGUUUGUAUCACAACAAAGGAGCAGUCUAUCUGCGCAUGUUGCAACAAAUUCUGUCUCCGCAGAAGUUUAGAGAGCGCAUCGGACAAUAUCUGACAAAUCCUACAAUCGACUCGACCUCUGACAACGAUUUGUGGGAGACACUGCAAGGUACAGACGAUGUACAACAAGAAGGAAAUCCUCAUAUAAGAGAUCUAAUGUAUGGUUGGUUACAACAAAAACACUAUCCUGAAUUAUACAUUAAUUUUGAUCGCAAUAACGUGAAUAUCACUACAUUUUGUGAGAGCAGUACUAACUGCGACAUACCCAUAAACAUUCUUGUACAAUCAGGAAGUAAAUUUUAUGAGCAUACUUCGCCACCUAUUUGGGUGCAUUGUAACGAGUCAACAAUUAUUUCUAAGUUUAACGGGAGUUAUUUUUUCAUAUUCAACUUGCGGCAAGUCGGAUAUUAUCGUGUCAAUUAUGCAAAUAGCAAUUGGCAGUUGAUUUCGGAUUAUCUGACCUAUAGCGGUUACACUAACAUACCUGUGCAAAAUCGAGCUCAACUGAUUGACGAUGCGUAUUACUUUACAAUGGCGGGUAAACUCAGCACAUCCAUAUUUUUAAACCUUAUUGAAUAUCUAAAGCGUGAGACUCAUUAUGUAGCUUGGUAUCCUAUGUUCAAUAUUUUAACUUACAUGUCUGCAUAUUGGAAGCUUUCAGCGAGUAGUUCUAUCAAGUCGGCCAUGUUGAAAAUAUUGGAUAAUCUGCUUACGAAUAUAGGAUACGAGGAGAAACCUGAAGAUAAUGGCAUGACGAAGUCAUUAAGAUUAUUAGCAACAAAAUGGACUUGUAAACUUGGUCAUAGCGAAUGCAGGAAAGCUGCCAGUGCUAAAUUGGAAGCAAAAUAUAAUUCUCCGGAUACACAAAUUUUGCCAUGGUGGAAAGAAUGGGUGUAUUGUACAGGUAUAAUGCAAGUCAACGAAAACAUUUGGCAACAAAUUCUGCAUGAAAGCUUUCGAUCUUCAGAUAUAUCUACAUUUAAAUAUUUGGCUUGUACUGAUAAUUUUACACGCAGUACAUAUUACAUAAAUCUCCUUCUCGGUAAAGAGAUAACUGAAUUAAUAGAAAACAAACAGUUUACGGAACAUUUCCAGUAUACUUUAAAGAGAUAUAUGCAGAAUCAUAUGGUGUUUCCAUAUGUCUUAGAAAAAUUUAUGGGAAUAAUAGACAGAUUUUACAAACAUGAAGUGAUAGUUUUAUGGGGUGAUAUCAUAUGGAAUCUUCGUUUUAAAGAUGAAUUUCAAAAGAUAAUGGAGUUUUCAUAUAAGGUUGAGGAAAAUUAUUCAGCAGAGCCAUAUGAAAUCCAGAAGAUAAUAAGAGCACGAAAAGAUGAAUUAAACAAAAUAUACAAGAUGUUUAAUCAUUUUUAAAACAAAAAAGAUUAAACGGUACACAGAUUAAUUGAAAUGACAAAUUAAAAAUAUAAAUUAUGUAUCGCGCAGUUAAAACAAUUAAUCAUGCCUUUUCACGUGCAAAUUAAUUAAUUUAUAAUAGAGUUAUCCUAAAUACAAGUGCCUAAAUGCAAGUGUAAAAUAUUGCAUUAUAUAUAUAUAUUCAUACAUAUGAAUAUAUAUGUGUGUAAU